Molecule: messenger RNA, 1131 nt
Organism: Prunus avium (sweet cherry)
Lineage: Eukaryota; Viridiplantae; Streptophyta; Magnoliopsida; Rosales; Rosaceae
Product: glutaredoxin-C6-like
Source: RefSeq, a predicted model, not a curated record
UCUCUCUCUCUCUCUCUCUCUCUCUCUCUCUCUCUCUCUCUUAUAACUCUUCUUCACCACUUUUAGUCUUUACUCUGGUUCUUCCGGCAGCGAUGCAAGGCUUACGCCGUUGCUCAAACGACAUCGUCCCCCUCGGCCUCUCCCCAGCGCCGACCCCGCCCUCCCCACCCGGCCCUCCCUCCAACAACCCCUCCUCCCUCUCCAUCGACGUCGCUGAGUCCGCCGAGACCCGCAUCCGCCGCCUCAUCUCCGAGCACCCCGUCAUAAUCUUCAGCCGCACCUCCUGCUGCAUGUGCCACGUCAUGAAGAAGCUCCUUGCCACGAUUGGGGUCCACCCCACCGUCAUCGAAUUGGACGAUGACGAGAUCGCCGCCCUCCCCUCCUCCUCGGACGACAACAACAACGAAGAACAGCAACAACCUUGUAAUACUCCGCCCGCCGUUUUCAUUGGCGGCACGUGCGUCGGUGGGCUCGAAUCUCUCGUCGCCCUCCACCUCAGCGGCCACCUGGUCCCCAAACUGGUCCAAGUCGGUGCCCUCUGGGUAUGAUUUGAGAGUACAUACAAAAUCAAAAUCUCUAUCUCCAUCAAUCUAUAUUUAUAAUUAUAUAUUAAUUGUAAUUUUUGGUCUCAUGAAUAUUAUGGGCUGCUUAUUAUUAAUUAGUAUUGUUCUGAAAUUAAAUUAGGGAAAAAAAUAGCGAGUUUGUUUGGGUGGAGAUGUAGUGUACUGAAAUACUCGCGCUUUCAGUGUCGUAUACGGGACAUGUUUGCUCAAUUACGUACAUCGAUCGCUUCUGAUCCACGUCCAGCGACUUCGAUCUAGAUUCUACACAGUCUUGCUCAGUCUGAAGUAAAAUGGGCCCCACACCCCCUGAUGAUGAUACUAUUAUAGCAAUUAUUGGACCAUCAGGAGCUUCAGGACCGUCCGAUGUGUGGACUUCCUGGGAGGUAGACCGUAGGUAGCUCUAGCUCUAGCUCUCUCUCUCUCUCUCUCUCUCUCUCUCUCUCUCCUGGGUUCUGGUAGUGGCAAUGGAAUGUGAUGUAUAUUUUGUCCUAUUUUAAUAUAUGGAUUGUAAAUUUACCCCCUUUUUAAUUUAAGGGAAAAAUAUAUAUGUUAUUUGUAGUAAUUUUGA